Molecule: messenger RNA, 714 nt
Organism: Symbiodinium necroappetens
Lineage: Eukaryota; Dinophyceae; Suessiales; Symbiodiniaceae
Source: the annotation of a GenBank genome assembly
CCCUCUUUACUGCACAAGUGGCCGAAGCGCCCUUGGGCCUGCCAAAAGCGAACACUUGGAAUGAGAAUGCAGAGCAGGUGUGUUGCUGCAUUGAUCUGCCUCAUACCACUACACAGAGCUUACAGUGGGACGGUCGAAGAAGUCUGUCAGGCCGAGGCAUGCGAUGACGGUGCCCUGAACCUGGCUCAGGUGCGUGGCACGAAGCGGAGAGCACUGGUUCAGGAGCAGCCCAACUGCCCGUCUGAUAGCCGCAUGCAGAUUCGAUGGAUGCCAGAUCCAACACUCUGCUUGUCUAGCGAUGCCAACCGAAUUGGUGAUGGCGUGAGCCUGAUGCUUCGCCCAUGCGAUGAGUCGUGGUCAAGCCCUGGGCAGCUUUUCAAACAGAACUUGCUGAACAAGGACUUCGAUGAGCGUAUCCGUAUGUCAGUCGACACAGGCUUUUGCGUCGUUGUCAGCGACGACAAGUUUGAAGAUGGGGCAGAGAUUUUGCUGAGACCGUGUGACAAGGACAACUCCAACCAGAACUGGGUUAUGUGGAGUAGUUUUGGAGGUGGUUGCACUGGAAUGCUGUCUGUGGCAACCACGAAGCCGAAACCGUUUUGCCUGGCUGUACAUGACAAUGACGGCCACGAUGGUGCGAAGGUGGAGCUCUGGACAUGUGACGGCAACGAAAGUGCCAAGACUUGGACUCCGUGGACGCGGGAAGUGUCCUAG